Messenger RNA from Schizosaccharomyces japonicus yFS275, 1163 nucleotides. Its product is annotated as coatomer delta subunit Ret2. Gene Ontology annotation, biological process: retrograde vesicle-mediated transport, Golgi to endoplasmic reticulum. Gene Ontology annotation, cellular component: Golgi membrane; cytoplasm; COPI vesicle coat. NCBI's taxonomy places the organism in Eukaryota, Fungi, Ascomycota, Schizosaccharomycetes, Schizosaccharomycetales, Schizosaccharomycetaceae. The record is from RefSeq and is a predicted model, not a curated record. Bases 69 to 770 code for a protein of 233 amino acids. The transcript is spliced from 4 exons.
UCCACCGCAUAAUAACCUCUCAGGUAACUUGUACAGGACUCUCUUGACCAUAGCAAACAACAGAAAUAAUGGUGGUACUGGCUGCAGGUAUUGUUAAUAGAGGCGGAAAAGCUGUGUUGUCGCGUCAAUUUCGCGAUAUGUCCAGAACCAGAGUCGAGAGUCUUCUUUCUACGUUUCCUGGAUUAAUUUCUAAGGGAACUCAACACACGAGUGUUGAAACGGAAAACGUUCGGUUUGUUUAUCAGCCAUUGGAUGAAUUGUAUAUGGUUCUUAUUACGAAUAAGCAAUCCAACAUUCUUGAGGAUAUUGAGACGCUACAUCUUUUCAAUCAGGCUGUCACUUCUAUGUCUAGCACUGCUGAUGAGCGUGAUAUAUUGGAGAACGCAUUUGAAAUUCUCUGUGCCUUUGAUGAAAUCACAAGUCUGGGUUAUCGUGACAACGUCUCGCUUUCACAGAUUAAAAAGUAUCUUGAAAUGGAGAGUCAUGAAGAGAAAAUUCAAGAAAUUGUUUCUAGAAACAAAGAAUUGGAAGCCAACGAGGAGAGAAAACGGAGAAUCAAGCAACUGGAGUUACAGCGCAAAGAGUCCUCUCGUCGUGGUUUUGGAAGCGAUAGUUACGAAAGCGGAGGCUAUCAAGCCGUUUCAAACCCUGUUACCGCGGAGGUGAAGGAAGAAGUUAUGGAUUAUUACUAUACAUCCUCUGAACGUACCGCACCUGGACCCAAGGUGAAGGGAAUGCAGCUCGGCAAAAAGGGCAGAUCCAACCUGUGAACGUAAAUGGAUAUCAAUUGCAUGUUAACGCAUCCGCCUGGUGCCUCUAUGUGACCUUGUUUGAGCUGCACCGAUAAUGAAUUGGGCCAUCUGAAACUCGCUAUUGAGAUUAGAUUGUUACGAAAUCGACCUAUCGCCGUUGGGCCAAUGAUGAACGCUCGGGUGUGCAAAAGGUCCACAAAUAUUAGUACAGCAAUGCAUUUCCCUGACCAUACCUUUAUUCUCUGUGUGGAAAGCUGUGGUUUGGGAUUUAUUACGGUAAUAGAUAGUGAUACAUGUGCAGCAAUGUCUGAUGGCUAGCCGCUUUUAAUGAUGUGAUGAGGGUGGAAAGCACGCACAUAUACAGUUCGGGUGAAUUAUAUAAACAGAAAGAGUAACUGAACAGAUGAAAAC